Messenger RNA from Penicillium pulvis, 1536 nucleotides. RefSeq lists its product as uncharacterized. The record is from RefSeq and is a predicted model, not a curated record. NCBI's taxonomy places the organism in Eukaryota, Fungi, Ascomycota, Eurotiomycetes, Eurotiales, Aspergillaceae. The transcript has 2 exons. Bases 1 to 1536 code for a protein of 511 amino acids.
AUGAAUGCUGGCGCCAAAGACGGAGUGGAUUCUGGACAAGCUGCUCAAAGUUUUGAGCUCAUACGCCCCGCUGGUGUAUUCGAGAGCCUGUUCAAAGUACAUCAUGAUCUCGGUGUCUUCUCGAACACCAUUAUCUGUGCGACAUAUAAGCGAGCAGAGAACAUGCCUCUAACUCCAGGCCUUUUAUACAAAGCCCUUCGCCUAGUACUUUCGGAGCACCCCGCCUUGGCAACGAUUCUGAUAGAUCAACCAUCAACAAAGAAGAUGGGAAGGACUAGGACUUGGCAGGCACACUUGAGACAUAUUUGUCUCGAAGACUGCGUCCGUUUUAUGGACCAUGUCGCUGAGAAGGAGGAAUUCAUUCGAUUGCUGCAGGAAGAACAUGACAUUCGGUUCAAUACUAAGGAUGAGACCAAACCGCUGUGGAGGGUUGUGGUCAAUGGUUCGACGAUAUUAUUCAUCUCUCACCAUUCAAUCUGUGACGGUAGGUCAGGGAUGAUAUUUCACCGCAGCUUGCUCGCCGCACUUAAUAAAGUGACCAGGCAGCAAUGGGAGAAUGGGCCAGAGGAACAUAUAUCAAUUGAUUAUGAUGUCGCAAAAAAGGAUUUGAAGCCCGACUUGCUAGCCCUUCUCAAGCUUCUCGGUAUGAAAUUCAGCAUAUGGGUAGCUCUACUGAGUUACCUCUCCUCCCUUCUGAUCAAAGUCUUCCUACGGAAGAAUUAUACCUUCUUCAACGACAUCACAUAUGAAGUUCGUUUGCCCUCCAAAGAACACCCUGUGCCUCUCGCGGAGCGGCCGGUCACCAAGCUUGAAAGGAUGUCUCUCAAUUCAUCACAGCUCGCAGCAAUCCUUAAAGCCUGCAAGAAACAUGGCACGUCAAUCACCACUCUCGUCGAAACACUCAUUCACGUCACGCUGGCAUCCGAACUUUACCCAAGCGCAAAAAUAGGUCUAUCAUAUUUUGCAGUUGACCUACGGCGUUUUUUGCCAGCCGAGUAUUCCAACACCAUGGGAAACUAUGUGUCCAGUCACCAAUGCAAUCAUUGGCUGGGCAACUACCGUAAAGCCGGAGCUACAUCGACAGCAAAUGAAAGACAAAUUGCGCUCAUAUGGCAGCUAAGUCAAAAGGCUAAAGCUAGCCUUGACUCUGCGCUAUUCACCCAUCAGACACCACUCCCAGUGUCAAAUGCUUUGGGCUUGAAAGCUAUUGGUGAAGAUGACGAGGCCAUCGCAGCGGGUAUAUAUAAUGUUUUGGAUGUUGCUGUUGGGAAGACAUUUUGUGUGUCAAGCUUGGUCGAAUCAGAAAGUCAAUCCUCUGGGCCUUGGCAGAUGAAAGGCAUUGAGUUUUCUGUGUCGGCACAAAAGUCACAGGUGGGACCGAUGUUUUAUCUCGCAAUGGCAAGUAUUAAGAAUGGCCAGUGUACUAUCAAUGUCAGUUAUGAAGAGGGUGUGCUCCAGAGUGAAGUUGUUUCCAAAACCCUUGAGGGGGUUGAGAGACGAUUGACUAUGUUGCUAGAAGCUGAAAAGGAUAGCUAG